AUGUCCUCCCAUCCCCCUGCAGCCUGUUGCUAUCAAGGCGUUAAGCAUGACGGCAAGACUACCGGAAGCUUUUCGACGCUAAAUGGCGUUGAAAUUUACAUCAGCUACCCAGCCAACAAGUCCGUGGACUAUGCUGUGCUAUUCCUCACUGAUAUUAUUGGCUACCGGUUCACCAACGCACAACUGCUUGCUGACCAGUUCGCUGCUAAUGGCUACUUCGUCAUGAUGCCUGAUCUGUUCUGUGGUGAUCCUGUCCCGCUGAACCGGCCAGAUGGCUUCAAUAUGCAAGAAUGGAAGAAGGGCCACGGGCCUUUAGCCAUUGACCCCAUUGUUGACGUUUGCUUGGCUGGAUUGCGGAACAAGUACGGCUGCAAGAAAAUUGGAGCUGUGGGCUACUGCUUUGGCGCAAAAUACGUCGUUCGUCAUCUCCACCCAGACAAGGGUGAAAUUGAUGUUGGCUAUCUCGCCCAUCCGUCAUUUGUCACUCCCGACGAGUUGAAAUCAAUCAAGGGCCCGCUGGCCAUCUCUGCUGCCGAGAAUGAUCACAUAUUCCCAGCAGAGAAACGCCAUGAGUCGGAGGACAUCUUAAAGACGUUGGGUAUACCCUACCAGAUCAAUUAUUACGGCGGUGUUGAACAUGGCUUUGCUGUCAGGGGCAGUCUGAACAGGCGCUCUGUGCAGUUUGCCAAGGAGAGUGCCUUCAUGCAGGCCGUUCAAUGGUUCAAGGAGCACUUUGGAAACUAG
Molecule: messenger RNA, 744 nt
Organism: Talaromyces atroroseus
Lineage: Eukaryota; Fungi; Ascomycota; Eurotiomycetes; Eurotiales; Trichocomaceae
Exons: 3
Coding region: 1-744 (247 amino acids)
Molecular function (GO): hydrolase activity
Source: RefSeq, a predicted model, not a curated record